Molecule: messenger RNA, 1106 nt
Organism: Molossus molossus (Pallas's mastiff bat)
Lineage: Eukaryota; Metazoa; Chordata; Mammalia; Chiroptera; Molossidae
Gene: UFSP1
Product: UFM1 specific peptidase 1 (inactive)
Exons: 1
Coding region: 538-966 (142 amino acids)
Source: RefSeq, a predicted model, not a curated record
CCCGCCCCGCCCCAAGGCGGAACUGGAGUCUGCGCAGUAAGAAGGGCAGCAAGGGCGCGGUGGAGUGGGGCUGCAGUGCAUUGUGGGAACCCAGUGGGUCGACUUGGUCUUCAGGGUCACAGGGUGUGCUCUACCGCUUCCCGCUGCCGGGCAAUAUCGUCCGCAGUCUGCUCGCUGGUCCUGCCUGCCGCUAGCCCAAGACCCGGGGCCGAGAGUAAGUGCUGGAGCCUGAGUUCUCCCUGGAGUUCGCUCCACACCGCCAGACGCAACAUCUGCCCUGCCUCAGCAACUCGACUCCUGCCGACCGCCCUGGAGCCGCUAAAGGAUGUACACCUGGGCCUUGCUCCACCCGGCGGUGGUCCCACUCGCCUAACCAUCCUCUCAGGCCACUACCUCUACUAUCACUACGGCUGCGAUGGUCUGGACGACCGGGGAUGGGGCUGCGGAUACCGCACUCUGCAGACGCUGUGCUCGUGGCCCGAUGGCCUGCCCACGGGUGUGCCCGGAUUGGUGGAAGUGCAGGAGGCACUGGAGGACAUGGGUGACAAGCCCCGUGGGUUCCGGGGCUCCCGGAGCUGGAUAGGCUGUGUAGAGGCCGGCCUCUGCCUCGACUACUUUGGAGGGCCCCAAGGGCGCCUCUGCCACAUUCCCCGUGGAGCUGGACUUCAGGGAGAACUGGAGAGGCUUUACUCCCACUUCGCAGGGGGCGGGGGGCCUGUAAUGGUAGGGGGGGAUGUGGAUGCCCAGUCUAAAGCCUUGCUGGGAGUCUGCCUGGGGCCAGGCACCGAAGCCUACGUCCUGGUAUUGGACCCUCACUGCUGGGGUGCUCCAAAAACCCCCAGUGAAUUACAGGUUGCUGGGUGGGUGGGCUGGAGAGAAGUGUGCACAACCUUUGACCCUAACUCCUUCUACAACCUGUGUUUGACCAGCCAUAACUCUGAAAAGCAGCUGCAUGCCCAGGACUGAGAGGAUUGUCCCUGGCCCAGCACACUCACCUUCCCACUCUCAAAGUCAGAGGCUUAGAGACAGCCCACUGUCAGGCCCCCAGGAAGUCCCUGUAGAGCCUGGGACCUUUGGCAUCAAUAAAGUGGCAAGACCCAGCUUAA